AUGAAUCCGAUUCCUAAUUGGGUAUUUGUUCUUUCGUUGUUCUUGCUUCUUAACGGAAUGGAAUCGGUUAAGGUCGAUGCUAUCGAUGCGUUAGUCGGGUUUUUCGAAAGUCUUUCCGGGAACUCUUCGAUUCCGAUUCCGGUCUCCGGUUGGAAUCUCACUUCCGAUCCUUGUGAAGCUAAAUGGACGGGAAUCAUUUGCCAUGAUGAAAUAUCCAUCAAAAACAAUAAUCUACACGGGGACGAUUUCGACACGAUUGCUAAUUGCAAGGAACUUACUCACUUAUACAUUAGUGGAAACCAAUUUGUGGGUAACCUUCCGGAAACUCUUUCCCAAUUGAACAAUCUCAAAAGACUCGGGAUUUCAGAUAAUGGGUUCUCGGGGGAUUUACCGAAUUUGCCCCGAAUAUCGGGCUUAAUCGAGAUUUUAGCCCAAAACAAUCAACUCUCUGGGCCCAUACCCGGAUUUGAUUUCUCAAAUCUAGCAUCUUUUAAUGUAUCCAAUAAUAAUUUAUCGGGCCCGGUCCCACCCGGGGGUGACCGUUUUACCCCCGCUAGCUACCUUGGGAAUCUUGGAUUAUGUGGCGAUCCGUUACCAAAUGAAUGUGAAGUCCCAGGACCCACAAGCCCACAUGCGGCCCAAACCUCGGAUAACUCAAAAAAGAACGGGUCAAAUUCGACUGAAAUCUUGAUGUACUCGGGCUAUGCUCUCAUUGGUUUAGCCAUUUUGCUCUUGAUUAUGCUCAAGAUAUGUAAAAAAGGAAAAAAGAAGAAAGAAGAGUUGGUGGAAGAAGGUGAUGAUGAUAACUAUCGAUCGAAAGACGAAAAUGCCCUUGAAUCUAUCGAAUUCAAAAGCAUUACAAUGAGUAAAUCCGAGGUUUUUGGUGGGAAUUCGAUCGAGAGUGGGCCCGUUUCUUCUUCUUUGAUUGUUCUCACGAGCCCGGAAGUUAAUGGGUUGAAAUUUGAAGAACUUUUGAAGGCACCCGCGGAGUUGUUGGGGAGAGGGAAGCAUGGGAGUGUUUAUAAGGUGAAAUGUGAAGAACAAGGAAUGACUCUUGCGGUUAAAAGGAUUAAAGAUUGGUUGUUACCUUCGGAUGAUUUUAAGUUAAGAAUGAAAAGAUUGAAUCAUGUGAAGCAUCCGAAUGUGUUGCCGGUUGUUGCAUUUUAUUGUUCGCGACAAGAGAAGCUUAUGGUUUAUGAGUAUCAACCUAAUGGAAGUCUCUUUAAGCUCCUUCAUGGAAUGCCAAUGGGUCAAACAUUCGACUGGAGCAGCAGGCUCGGAGUUGCAUCCACCAUUGCCGACGCUUUAUCAUUCAUGCAUGACGAGCUUCAUCCAGACAACAUCCCUCAUGGAAACCUAAAAUCCUCAAACAUUCUCUUCAACAACAACAUGGAAGCUUGCAUCAGCGAAUAUGGUCUAAUGUCAGUUAACAAUUUCAAUAAUUCCCCAAUCCCCAACAACAACACCUUGCAACUCGAUCAAAUCGAUGGAUUCAGAGGCGAUAUUUAUGCAUUUGGGGUUAUUCUUCUUGAGCUUUUAACCGGAAAGAUGCCGAUGGUGGAAAACAACGGGAUGAAUCUCGCGACGUGGGUGGUUUCGGUGGUCAAAGAAGAAUGGACGGUGGAGGUGUUUGACCGAGCACUGAUUCGGGAAGGAGCAAGUGAAGAAAGGAUGGUGAAUUUGUUGCAGGUUGCAAUCAAAUGCGUUGACAAAUCGCCGGAGUCGAGGCUGAACAUUAAUCAAGUUGCAGGUAUGAUUAAUAACAUCAAGGAAGAUGAUGAAAGAUCGAUUGAUGUUUCGGAGUCUCCCUUUGAUGCAAGGAAAUAAGGGGGAUUAGAAGUGUUGAAAAUGUUUUUUUUAAUAUGAGAUAUUUUGAAUUUGGGUUUUGAUUUUCGUGGGUGUUGGUGCUUUCUAUAUAGAACAUUGUGUGUUUAGGGU
Molecule: messenger RNA, 1938 nt
Organism: Lactuca virosa
Lineage: Eukaryota; Viridiplantae; Streptophyta; Magnoliopsida; Asterales; Asteraceae
Source: the annotation of a GenBank genome assembly